Molecule: messenger RNA, 2113 nt
Organism: Eleginops maclovinus (Patagonian blennie)
Lineage: Eukaryota; Metazoa; Chordata; Actinopteri; Perciformes; Eleginopidae
Product: photoreceptor-specific nuclear receptor-like
Exons: 8
Coding region: 335-1633 (432 amino acids)
Biological process (GO): negative regulation of transcription by RNA polymerase II; cell differentiation; anatomical structure development
Molecular function (GO): RNA polymerase II cis-regulatory region sequence-specific DNA binding; zinc ion binding; nuclear receptor activity
Source: RefSeq, a predicted model, not a curated record
AAGAGCUGCCCCGAGGAAGCACCCGCAGACAGUGACGGACCCCGGCGGCCAGAGGGAGGACACACAACCUGUUGAUGUGCAACAAGUGUGAGCUCCAGCUCAUGGCAGGACCCCAGCCCAUCUGCAUCCCCACAUCAGAAGCUGCGGCACAGUAAAAGCUCAGCACACCAUCUGCCAACUGGACACCACUGGAGGCCUGACAACGUUAUCAAAACACACAAAAAGAGAUUUAACUUUUUGUCUGUCAACCCUGGAAAUUGUAUCUGGAAAACUUCAGAGAAGAGAACUUUUUGCUACCUGUUUUGCAUCUCCUGGAGACAGUUUCAAUAAAGACAUGAUGGAGGACCACCUUUUGAAAAUCCCCAUGAUGUCGUCCUCCUCCCCAAGUGAAUCUUCUGUGAGUGGUGGGACAGACGACAGCAGAGCAGCCAAGAGUCCAUCCCCGGGCAAAGCUCUGAGCCCGGCUCUGGUCUGCAAAGUGUGCGGAGACACCAGCAGCGGGAAACACUACGGCAUCUACGCCUGCAACGGCUGCAGCGGCUUCUUCAAACGCAGCGUGAGGAGGAGGCUCAUUUACAGGUGCCAGGCCAGUACAGGCAUGUGUCCCGUGGACAAAGCUCACCGCAACCAGUGCCAGGCGUGUCGGCUGAAGAAGUGCCUGCAGGCGGGCAUGAAUAAGGAUGCAGUACAGAACGAGCGGCAGCCCCGCAGCACAGCUCAGGUCCGCCUCGACUCCAUCGACGUGGACCCUGAGAAGGAGCACCUGGCAACCACGCGGGAGCCCGCCUGCUCUUCCUCAUCCUCUUCUUCCUCCUCGUCUUCCUCGUCUGUCAUCACGUGGCCCCACAUCACCUCCUCCAUAUCCAUCACCUCCUCUGUGGCCCCUCUGCGCUGCACCAGUCCCCAAAAUAACCACCGCUUCAUGGCCAGCCUCAUGACGGCAGAGACCUGCGCCAAGCUGGAGCCUGAGGACGUUGACGAAAACAUCGAUGUAACGAGCAACGAACCGGAGCGAGCGUCCUCGGAGUACCACAUGGCUCUGUACCCGUCCAGCUCAGAGAACGUGUACGAGACCUCGGCCAGGCUGCUCUUCAUGUCGGUGAAGUGGGCCAAGAACCUGCCCGUGUUUUCCAACCUGCCCUUCAGAGACCAGGUGAUCCUGCUGGAGGAGGCGUGGAGCGAGCUCUUUCUGCUUUGUGCCAUCCAGUGGUCUCUGCCUCUGGACAGCUGCCCGCUGCUUUCCCUGCCGGACCUCUGCCCCGGCAUGCAGGGAAAGACCAGCUACACCAGCCUGGACCUGCGCCUCCUGCAGGAGGUCUUCAGCCGCUUCAAGGCCCUCGCUGUCGAUCCCACUGAGUUCGCAUGCCUCAAGGCAAUCGUGCUCUUCAAGCCAGAGACUCGUGGUUUGAAAGAUCCAGAACAAGUGGAGAACCUGCAGGAUCAGUCCCAAGUGAUGCUGGGACAACACGUCCGCUCACACUACCCCAGUCAACCAGCUAGGUUUGGAAAGCUGCUUCUUCUUCUUCCCUCUCUGCGUUUUGUGAACUCAGAGCGGAUAGAGCUGCUGUUCUUCCACAGGACCAUCGGAAACACUCCCAUGGAGAAGCUGCUGUGUGACAUGUUCAAAAACUAAAACCCAUCACCCAAAAACCCAUGCACUCAUUAAUAAUCUCCAUGUUCGGAGGGAUGUUAAUUGACAGUUAUUUGCUUUGUAUUACUGUCUACAUAUCAGAGAUUCUGCAUGCUGUUAUUUUUCUAAAUGCCACUUUAUUAUUUGUUUGUUGUUUUCACAUCAGAUCAUCCUGAAAAAGGAAAUGGAGUUCAGUUGUUAUCAUCGUGCUUGCUAUAUCUAUUUGUAUCAUAUUUAGAUUUUGUGUCUGAAGUGCAGAUCUUUAUUUGUUUGGUGAUAGAUGGACUGUGUAUCCCUGCUGUCAUUAAUGUGACUGUUAUAUUCAUGUUUUCAUGCCUUGAUAAAGACAAAAUGCUUGAAAAUGGUUUUUGACUAUUUUUACAAAGAGUUUCACAAGAGAUCAUAAAGGCAUCAGACUUUCAGUUAUAAGGUUCAAUAAUAAAAACGCUGAAGGUUCAUUGCAUGAAGUAGAGGUAGGAAUGU